Messenger RNA from Setaria italica (foxtail millet), 546 nucleotides. RefSeq lists its product as uncharacterized. The record is from RefSeq and is a predicted model, not a curated record. The coding region runs from base 1 to 546 and encodes 181 amino acids. The transcript has 2 exons. Lineage: Eukaryota; Viridiplantae; Streptophyta; Magnoliopsida; Poales; Poaceae.
AUGCCGCCGCCGCCGCUGAUGCCUAUUGGCCCCACAUUGUUACUGAUAGAGCGCGACCUCAUCUCAAAGUUGCAGGUGCCUAAGGUCAUCGAGCCCAAUCCCACUCACUCCAAGCGCACCGUCAUCUACAUCGACUGCAGCAACAUCAUCGACUCCACCAACUGGUCGGUGGAAAUGGCUGCGUCCAAGAAGACACCAAGGGAAGUGGAGGUAGAGCUGGAGCUACCUGACGCGCUUCCAGCCAUCGUAUCGAGCUGCAACAAGACUCGUGUCCACCUAACGAAUGACGCAUACAAGAAGAUGGUGGGGCAACCACUAUGCUCGUGGCUCGACUUCCUGCCGGGGGCCAGGCCAUCCAGGAGGAUCAACGGUGAGGUGGUCCUGUACGUGCAAACAUUCAGCACCAUGUCAUGCUUGCCAAGUACCAGGUGUGCCUUCCCAUAUGUUGCAAAGGUCUCAUGGCAGCAUGAGGACACCACUGCCUCGCUCAUUGUGCCGUGUGGCGUUGAGCACCUGAUCCGUAACUCCAACUACAGCUUUAUCUAA